This is a messenger RNA of Linum trigynum, 4290 nucleotides long. The record is from the annotation of a GenBank genome assembly. Lineage: Eukaryota; Viridiplantae; Streptophyta; Magnoliopsida; Malpighiales; Linaceae.
GCCACAUACUUCACUUUCACUCUGCAACCCUUCGGCCUUCUCUCCCCCUCUUCCCAUUCUGAAAAAUGAACAGAACAAAAUCAUAUUCUCCAACUUUCAUUCUAUCCAAUUUUAUUUUGCCCCUCUCUAAAAAACGAUGGAGGAAAAGAGAAAUAACACAAAUUUUUCUCCCCUUUCUUCCUUGCUUCACCUACCUCCUCUUUGUUCGGCCUGUUUUCUCGAUCUACUCCCUCUGUCUCGUGUCGCCGGUGAGAAAUCGAUCAAGGCCGACCCAAAUCGACCAAAAGCGUCGAUCUAGCUAAAUUUGUCCGAGGAGUGGAGGCAGGGAACGGGAAUGGAGAUGGGGUCGGGUUACAAAUUACAAUCGAGGCAGAGACAAUUAAGUUUUGGGAAUUGCUAUGGAAGAAAGGACGUCUUUUUUAUUUUUUUGUUUUAAGUGAGUUAAACAGCGACGUUUUUGUUCCAAUAAGUCUAUCGUCGGUUAGUACGGAACCGGACGGUAUUCCGGUUUGUGUCGGUUAAGCCGGAAAAACCGGCCGGUACGGUAAAACGACCACCAUCAGGCUACCGUGUCGCUUCUGAUCUGGUUUACGGUUGAACCGGACGGUACGAUCCAGUUUCCUGGACCAUGCUAAUUUCAUCUUCAUUCUCUCAAUUCAUAUCACUUUUGAUAGGCAUUGUAAUUCCCAAAUUUUAGACCCAAUGGAAUUCAAUUCUCAACCUUUUUUAUUAUUCCAAACAUAAUAUAUGGAAAUGGAAUUCCAAUUUCUUACUUUUUUGUCAAUCCAACAGGCUGUUAUGAUUUUACUUUUAUGACCUCAUGUUUUAGUUAUAACAAAGUUGUAAAUAGGUGAGAAUCCCAAUUUUUCAAAUAAUUUAACUAUAUUUAUCAUGUUUUAGUUUGUUUCUUAUGUUUUUAAUGAAAAAAAUGAGUAUUUCUAAUGUUUUUCUUUUAAAUUGCAUAUAUCCAUAUGGGUUGACCUGCCCCGAUUCAUAAUGAAUUACCAAAACUGUGACGACCUGUGGCGAGACCAGCGGCGGAUCCAGGACAGGUUAGAGCACUUGGCCAUCUUUGAAAAAAGACGAAGAGCACUGAGCCAUAGCGUGAAAAACACUAAAACGAAUACCAAAAAUCAGAAAUUACAAUAACUAUACUAGUUCGAAAUCCAGAAGAGGGCUGGGCCGCGGCUCAAGAACGGCCCCUAAAUCCGCCGCUGCGUGAUACAAGUAUCAGUAUUGAGAUGUUCGCCCCGAACCUGCGCGCAUUGCCUACUUGUUCCGUUUGCACAUAAGAAAACCAAAACCAGCGCUGAAGGUUUGCUUUUUUUAAGUGGGCGGAUAUCAUAAAAUCUUAUCCCUCUUUCCGCCUAUUGUUUACGCAGUCGAAGGAAGGACCGUAGAUUAGCUUGGUUCUGUACCCGUACGUGGACGUUCUGGAUUUUUCCUUGUCACCACGCUGGCAAUCAGCUGCACACCAGUUCCACCAAUCAGCGACGACGUCUGGGCUCUUCGCUUCGAUUUCUGGCCGACUAUAAAUCGAAAACCGACUCCCCCAGUGACGCCAAAAAAACACAGCCAAACCCUAUCAGCUUUGUUUUGCAAGAUCGAUCGUUGUUGUGUGUUUGUUUCGAUUGCUGCGAGCGUAGAGAAAUAUGGCCGAGAAAACGGAAGAGCAAGUUCAGGGCCCUGUCCCUGUUGUAGCUGAAGCAGAGCAGGUGCCCCCGGUGGCGGAGGAGGAGAAGAUUCCGGUAGGGGAAGAUCCGCCCGCUAAGGAGGAGGCAGGAAACAAGAAGGAGAAGAAGAGGGAGAAGAAAACUAAGUUGGUUGCAGAUGCUGUUCCCAAGGAGAAGAAGAAGCCUAAGCAGCCCAAAACUGCCUCUCAUCCUCCAUAUUUCCAGAUGAUCAAGGAUGCUCUGUUGGCGUUGAACGAGAAGAGCGGGUCCAGCCCGUACGCCAUAGCCAAGUUCAUGGAGGAGAAGCACAAGGCGGUUCUGCCAGCGAAUUUCAGGAAGACACUAGCUCUGCAGCUCAAGAAUUCUGCAGCCAAGGGGAAGCUUACCAAAAUCAGGGCCUCCUACAAGCUUUCUGAAUCUGGGAAGAAGGAGAAGAAAUCCCGUCCCAAGACUGCUCCAACUAAAGCUGCUAUUGCUACCGCUACUGCCACUGCCAAGAAGUCGAUAACCACAGCAACUGCAAAGCCCAAGAAGCCUAGGACGAAGACGAGGUCUGUGAACAAGCCCGAGAUAGGGAAGAAGACUCCGGCCGCUUUGAAGCCCAAGAAAUCGACUCCUGGUAAGGUCAAGCAGCCAAGAUCCAUCAGGUCCCCAGCUGCUAGGAGGGCCAAGAAAGCCUCCGCCGCUGCUUAAGUGUUGGUAGUGCUAGUGUGUUUUUUGUUUAACUGGAUGGAUGUGAAUAUUUUGUAACCAGGAAAUAAUGGCGAGGAUGCAGCAGGCCGCCUUCGUCCCGUUAGGUUCUAUGUGUAGAUAAACAUGGUGGCUUGUUAUGUUCGUGCUUGAGCAGAAUAUGUAUCUUUUUGGGUUCCCAUCGUUGAUGGCGUUGGAUGGCAUAUGGCCACUUCUGUUUUGACCGCCAUGAAAAGAACUUGUGAUCAACUCUCCGGUUUUUUUCGACUUCAAAAACUUCAUCGGUUUCCAUUAAUGCUUGUCAGAAUCAGAAAUACUAGCGGAGCGGGGUAUCGACAACAAAGCGAACCAACCUUGCCGCAGCUUUGCAUCUUGCGGACAGUGAACUUGUGAUAUAUUAUAUAUGUGAUAUUGUUGAUAAUUAAAACUAAAAGUUUUGGAACACUAUUUUAUACAGGGGUGGGGAACGGGUACCCAAUUCCGUUUAAAGAGCAAAGUACAUCUCAUAUUCUAAACCCAUAAGGGUUAACGGGUAUCCAAACUACUCGUACAUGCCCGUCCAAAUGAGAAGGGAAAAAUUCUGUAGAGCUAACAUACAACUCAAUGAACGUGGGAAUUUCAGUUCAAUGAACAUGCAUAACGCAGGAUUCUUUCAGAAGCUGGAUGUAUCACUAAUCAUUUAGUGAUAAUUAUAAGACAGAAGUUCGGAUUAGGGUUAACGGAUACUAUUGAACAUACCAUCUUAGUUCGACACGACAGAUGCAGAGAUACAGUGUGAAAUAGAAUGGACAUGGCUUUUGGCUUUCAGUAGUCAUUUAGUGUCUGUGUACGCACAGUCAUGUUGUGCUGAAUUGAUUAAACAAAGGAAGGAAGCAGAGUUUGCACUGGAAAGGGGUGGAAUGAGAAAUGAAAUGAACCAUCAGUUGGAUUUAUGGUUCAAUCAAUUGUACGUAUGGGUGGGGUGGGAUGGAAACUUGGGGGUGGGGGUGGGGGGGGGGGGGGAUGUAAUGUUUAUUGUAGAAAUUUUUGCUAACGGGUACUACAGGUACCCGUAUUAUACAAACGGGUACUAACGGGUAACCCGUGGGUAUCUGUUGUAGAAAUCAUUGAUCCCAAAUCCCAUCCUGUUAGAAAAAACUGGUAUCUGGGUACCCGUAACACUAAAAAAAUGGGACGGAUAUGGGUAUACUCAAGUACCCGUUUCCCGUUGCCCACCCCUAAUUUUAUAGACUCACAUAAAAAAGUGUUCUUUUUGUAAUUAAGACCAUCUCCAACAACUCACUAAAAAAAAUGCUAAAAAUAUCAAAAUAACUCCUCCAACAAGGUUUGUGUCAUUAUGAUUAAGGUCUUAAUUAAUUAACUUAUGACAAUUGAAUACAAAUUUCACCUAAUUCGAUCCGAUUAAAGCGAGUUGAACUUGGUGUUGAAGAAUUUAUUUUCGACAAUGAGUUUUUGUGCAAUUGAGGUUGAACCCAAAUUCAACCCAAAUCAAUAGAAAGCGAGUUGAACUUGGUGUUGACGAAUUUUUCAAGUUUUGCAUGCUUAAAUUAAUAGGGAUUCGACCUAAUUCGAUCAGGUUCGAGCGAGUUGAACUCGGUGUUAACGAAUUUUCGGUUGAGGACGAGUUUACGUGCUUUACCUAAUUAAUAUAAUUAUGACAAUUGUACCCAAAUUCAACCCAAAUCAAUUGGUAUUCGAAGGAACUCGACCCAGUAAAAGCGAGUUGAACCCAAUGUUGACGAAUUUUGGGUCGACAAAGCGAGUUGAACCCAGUGUUGACGAAUUUUGGGUCGACAACGAGUUUUACACGCUUAAAUCAAUGGUAUUCGACCUAAUGUCGACUCGAUUAUAGUGAGUUUAACCCGGUGUUGACAAAUUUUUGGUUGACAACAAGUUUUACACGCUUAAAUCAAUGGGUAUUCGACCU